AUGACGCACAGCCUCCUAGCUUUCUCAUCUCUCCACACAGAGAUGGAGGCCUUUACUUUUGCCGUGACCACGCAAGUGGAUUUCCCAAUUCGUGUCAAAAUCGGCUCGUUGGAAGGAAAGCAAAAGCUGAUCCCAGGCACUGCUUUGCACAAUAACCCCGAGCUAAGGCACAUCGGGUCUGUUCAGGAUCCCGUAUCCGAUCUUUAUGUCACCGUUCAGCUAUGGUCCGAAUCAAAACCUCUUGGCGUUCCUAUGCAAACCCGAUACAAGGCAUUUAAAAGUACGCGAGUAUGGAAUGAGUGGCUACAAUUACCAAUGUCGAUCAAGGACGCAGAGCGCAAUGUCCAACUCGCUAUCACAAUAAUUGACUUGUCACCAUUGGCACAUGAUCGCAUUACGCACGUACCGUUCGGGGGGACUACAAUUAGCAUGUUUGACGAAGAUGGGAAAUUGAAGAUGGGAAGACAGAAGUGCAAGGUUUAUCUCCAUAAAAGUGCGGACGGAUCUGUUUCAACUUCCACCCCGUCCACGCCACGGCCAAAACGUCGCAAGCCAAAUACUCGGGACCCCUCACAACAGUCACCCGAAGAGGCAGAACUGGAACGGGUUGAAGUCCUGAUCAAAAAGCAUGAAAUGGGCGAGAUACCUCGCGUUGACUGGAUGGACCAGUUGCUAUUUCGUCAGCUGGAGAAGCUAAAGCUUAAUGCAGAUCAAGCGGCCCACAAACGAGCCCUUGAGCUCGAAGCAGCCAUGAACGAAAAUCAGGGACAUGAGAAAGAUCCAGACGAUGACUUUGAGGAGGAUCGACCGGAGGACGAAUACUUUGAGCUUUAUGUCGAAUUUCCACGCUUCGACCAUCCGAUCGUUUGGGCAGACCACGAGUAUCCCCCGCCGCCUAUUUCCGCAUGGGCCCAGAACCAGUCUUCCCACCCCGACUCAACUCUCAAACCAGUACCGGAAGUGCAUUUUGGACCGGGAAUUGCGCGCGCUGAUCCCCACAAGGUCAUCAGAAUAUACGAUCCCGAGGUUGGGCAGAUUGGCAACCCCUGCGAGGAUAAGCACCGGCGUUUGAUUCGAAGUCAUCGAACGGGUAUUAUGGACCGGGACUUGAAACCAAAUCCAAAAAUCAGAGAUGAUUUGAACAUGAUAAUUUCCUACGAACCAACUCAAGACCUCACCGCCGAAGAAAAGGAUCUUAUAUGGCGGUUCCGUUAUCAUCUCACACGAGAGAAGAAGGCAUUGACUAAGUUUGUCAAGUCUGUGAAUUGGCGGGACGUUGGUGAAUCACGCCAAGCCGUGGAUAUGUUCCCUAAAUGGACGGAGAUCGAUGUCGAUGACGCUUUGGAGAUUCUGGGACCUACAUUUGACAAUCCUGCGGUUCGCUCAUAUGCUGUUGAAACGUUGCGAAAGGCUGAUGACGAGGAGCUGCUUCUCUAUCUGCUGCAGCUGGUUCAGGCUCUCAAGUAUGAUGCAACCCCGGAGGAUUUCCCUGAUGCAGCCCCACAGGAAUCCUCGCUUGCGCAUUUCUUGAUCUCUCGCGCUGCCAAUAACUUCAAGCUUGGUAACUACUUACAUUGGUAUCUCAUGGUUGAAUAUGACGAUGCCGAUGCAGGACAGCGUCAUCUUAUCACGCGGGUUGAGUAUUACUUCAUGCUUGAACUGGAGAAGCUCCACCCCGAGCACCGAAAGACGCUCCGUCGCCAAGGCGAGAUGGUGGCUGUGCUCUCAAAGAUUGCAAAGGACAUUCGGUUUGCUCGCGACAAUCGAGUGGGCAAGAUCGAGAUGCUGAAAAAGUCUCUCCGGGAUCCCCAAAAUGACUUGGUCAGCAUUGACCCACCACUACCGCUGCCAUUGAACCCCGAUGUGGCAGUCACUGGCUUAUUCCCAGAUGAAUCCAAUGUCUUCAAGUCUACUCUUUCGCCCCUGCUAAUCACUUUCAAAACAUCUGAUGGUGACCGCUAUCCUAUGCUUUUCAAGGUCGGUGACGAUCUUCGUCAGGAUCAACUCGUCAUUCAAAUCAUCAUCUUGAUGGAUCGCCUCUUGCAAAAGGAGAACCUAGAUCUCAAGUUAACCCCCUAUCGAAUUCUUGCCACUAGCGCAACCGCCGGUGCUGUGCAGUUCAUUCCUUCCAUCUCUCUAUCUGCGGCGUCUGCCAAGUACAAGUCCAUCCUCGCCUACCUGAAAGUGAACAACCCGGACGAGAACGAACCGCUUGGUGUGCGCAAGGAGACGAUGGAUACAUAUAUCAAAUCGUGCGCAGGAUAUUGCGUUAUCACAUAUCUCCUUGGUGUUGGUGAUCGUCAUCUCGAGAAUCUACUUCUAGCACCUGAUGGUCACUUCUUCCACGCCGACUUCGGUUUCAUUCUUGGUCGUGACCCAAAGCCUUUCGCUCCCAUGAUGAAACUGUGCAAGGAGAUGGUUGAAGGCAUGGGUGGCACUACCUCACCUCACUACUUGCAAUUCAAACAAUACUGCUACACCGCUUACACCACCUUGCGCAAGUCCGCAAAUUUGAUAUUGAAUUUGUUUAGUCUCAUGGUGGAUGCCAAUAUUCCGGACAUUCGGGUGGAGCCUGACAAAGCGGUUUUGAAAGUGAAGGAGCGCUUCCAUCUUGAGAUGACCGAGGAAGAGGCCAUUCGCCACUUCGAGCAGCUUAUUGCGGACAGUGUCAAUGCCAUAUUUGGCGUGGUUAUUGAUCGCCUGCAUGACUUUGUGCAGGGUUGGCGGGCAUAA
Penicillium salamii is the source of this 2733-nucleotide messenger RNA. The record is from the annotation of a GenBank genome assembly. NCBI's taxonomy places the organism in Eukaryota, Fungi, Ascomycota, Eurotiomycetes, Eurotiales, Aspergillaceae.